UUUUCUAAACUCCAUUUUCAUAAAUUGUGGCAUUCGUCAUCAUCAUUAUUAUUAUUGUAAUUGAUUUGAUUACGGUUGCCAUUUAAUAAUUCCAUUGAUCCUUAUUAGAACGAAAAGAUUAUCAUUUUAAACAUUUGGUCUAUUUCAUUUCAUCCAUCUCAUCAAUGUUCAAAAGUAACAACUUGUUGAUGUUAUUGCUGCAAGAUAAUCUAUAAAACCAACAACAAAAUUAUAAUGCUGAUAAUAAGAGAAAAAUUUGAAUCAUGUACACGUUCAUCAUUAUUAUUGACGACUACGAUCACAUUGAUAUUUCUAGCAAAUGUAUCUUGGGCAUUUUAUUUGCCUGGUUUAGCACCGGUUAAUUAUUGUGAAUUCAAUAAACCGGCCGAUAAUUGUCGUUCGGAUGUUAAAUUAUUUGUUAAUCGUUUAGAUUCCGAAGAUUCUGUUAUACCAUAUGAAUAUUCUCAUUUUGAUUUUUGUCAAGCAAUCAAUCAAAAUGAAGCACCGGUUGAAAAUCUUGGCCAAAUUGUAUUUGGUGAACGUAUUCGAGCUUCUCCAUAUAAUAUAAGUUUUCUGAAAAAUGAACAAUGUAAAUUUCUAUGCCAUAAACAAUAUGAUACAUCGAAACGUGAAGAUUUUGAAAAAUUAGAAGCAUUGAAAAAAGGUAUGAUGAAAAAUUAUCAACAUCGAUGGAUUGUGGACAAUAUGCCCGUUACAUGGUGUUAUAAUGUUGAUAAUUUUGGUGGACAGAAAUAUUGUUCAACUGGAUUUCCUAUGGGCUGUUAUGUGGAUAAAGAAGGCAUCGCUAAAGAUGCCUGCGUAAUGAACAUAUUAUUCAACAAAAAAGAUACAUUUUAUCUGUUCAAUCACGUUGAUAUAACUAUUACAUUUCAUAGUGGUCAAAAUGAAGCCUGGGGUGUUGGUUUUGGUGAUCAUGGUGGUCGAAUUAUUGCUGUGAAUAUUGUACCAAAAAGUAUACAACAUAAACAACAACCACAAACACCAUCCGAUUGUCCAUCAAAUCCAUUACCGAUGGAAAUUCCUAAUGAAUUGAGUAAAGAUCAAAUAAUCGAUGUCUAUUAUACAUAUUCAGUGUAUUUUACUAAAUAUAAUGAUAUAAAAUGGUCAUCAAGAUGGGAUUAUAUUCUUGAUUCAAUGCCACAUACGAAUAUUCAAUGGUUUUCAAUUCUUAAUUCAUUGGUCAUUGUUUUAUUUCUAACCGGUAUGGUAGCUAUGAUAUUGUUACGUACCCUUCAUAAAGAUAUUGCUCGAUAUAAUCAAAUUGAUCUUGAAGAUGAUGCUCAAGAAGAAUUUGGUUGGAAAUUAGUUCAUGGAGAUAUAUUUCGUUCCCCUCAACAUUGUAUGCUGUUGUCAGUAUUUCUUGGUUCUGGUGUUCAAGUUUUGUGUAUGACAGUGAUUACAUUGUUUUUCGCUUGUCUUGGAUUUUUAUCACCAGCUAAUCGUGGUGCAUUGAUGACCUGUGCUCUCAUACUAUAUGUUUGUCUUGGUACACCGGCCGGAUAUGUUUCGGCACGCAUCUACAAAUCAUGUGGUGGUUAUCGUUGGAAAAUGAACGUUCUGUUAACAUCACUUUUAUGUCCAGGCAUUGUAUUUUCAUUAUUUUUCGUUAUGAACAUCAUAUUAUGGAUCAAAGGUAGCUCGGCUGCAGUACCAUUCUCAACAUUGAUUGCUUUAUUGGCUUUAUGGUUCUUGGUAUCACUUCCAUUAACAUUUGUUGGAGCCUAUUUUGGUUUCCGUAAACGUGCAAUUGAACAACCGGUUCGAACAAAUCAGAUUCCACGACAGAUACCGGAACAAUCCGUAUAUACUAAACCAUUGCCCGGUAUUAUAAUGGGUGGAAUAUUACCAUUUGGCUGUAUAUUUAUUCAAUUAUUCUUCUUAUUGAAUAGUUUAUGGUCAAAUCAGACUUAUUAUAUGUUUGGAUUCUUGUUUCUAGUAUUUAUCAUAUUGAUAAUUACCUGUUCAGAAACAACAAUCCUAUUGUGUUAUUUUCAUCUAUGUGCUGAAGAUUAUCAUUGGUGGUGGCGAUCAUUUCUAACAUCUGGCUUUACAUCAUUCUAUUUGUUCGUUUAUUGUAUUCAUUAUUUUCUAACCAAACUAACCAUAACCGGAACAAUAUCGACAUUAUUAUAUUUUGGCUAUACAUUAAUCAUGGUAUUCUUAUUCUUUUUAUUAACCGGUACGGUUGGAUUUUUUGCCUGUUUAUGGUUCGUAAGAAAAAUCUAUAGCGUUGUCAAAGUGGAUUAAAAGUUUAAUAACACUAUAAUAAAUUCCAAUCAAAAUGAAAAAAAAAUAUCAAGAUCCAAUUGUACACGUAUCAUACAGACACACACACAAACAAACCCACAUGUGAAUCGUUUCAGUCAACGUUGUUUGUUCGCUUACAAAAGUAGGCGUUUUCAAAACACGUGUUUGAAUUUUUAAGAAACAAAAAAAAACUAUUGUAAUUAAUUAUUUAUUCUAAUGAUGAUUGAGAUGAA
Messenger RNA from Dermatophagoides farinae (American house dust mite), 2501 nucleotides. RefSeq names its product transmembrane 9 superfamily protein member 2 (gene TM9SF2). NCBI's taxonomy places the organism in Eukaryota, Metazoa, Arthropoda, Arachnida, Sarcoptiformes, Pyroglyphidae. Gene Ontology annotation, cellular component: membrane. The record is from RefSeq and is a predicted model, not a curated record. Gene Ontology annotation, biological process: protein localization to membrane.